AUGGAUCCGCUCGUGGAGCAGAUGAACAGCAUCAGCCUGUCUGAUAGGCUCGCAGACGCUCACAGAGAAUCCAUCCGACUUCGAAGACACUCCGAAACUGGCGACUCAACCACGACCGCUAUCCCGCUAUCUUCGGAGCCUAUCGUCGUUAGAAGCAAAGAUGGCUCUAGAUGGCUUCCUGCACCAGAAGAACGAACGUGUCGAUAUGGCGGCCCAGCAAACGACUCGGCAGUUAUCAACGACACGGAACAUGUCUCGAAUGCCGAGAGUGUAGUCUUGCCUCAUGCUUGCUAUGCCACCGAAUGUGCUGUGGCAAAGGUAUCGGCCACGAUCGAAUUACUCGAAUUGAUCAUAACCUAUUUGCCAACGAAGGACAUCAUGGAACAGCGUCGAACAUGUCAGAGGUGGAGGGAGACUAUCGCGACUUCUCCCGAGCUGCGACUUCAUUUCUUCUACUAUCCACGCUUCUGUCAACCACCUUCCACAUUCGAGCUUCUCCCACUCAGCUUCCCAGGUUUGUCCAUCGAGCUCGGUGAAGAGCUACAUCUUGGCCGCUGGAUAAUAGUGCGCUUGACACUCGGCGCGGCUAGAGCAAUAUCUCCUUAUCGGCCGGGCAAGCGCGUGAGAUCACGUUCGAUAUUCGAAGGUCUACGAGGUGGUCUUGGCUCACGAGCCUCUGGACCUAGCGACAGCAGUUGGCCACGGCCCGAGCCCACAGUAGCUGCUGGGACGAGUCGUCUACAGUACAAAGAUCUCUUCAUCACUCAGCCACCAAUAGUCGGUGUACAGGCUUUCACACCUCCAGUAGAUCAUCAGGGACCUGGUGACGGUGACCUUCCGGAGAGCUGGGAAGAUGAUGAGGAAGACGAAAUUCCUCCCGUACCAACCGCAAAGAUGUCCUGCGAUGCGGGAAUCACGCUUGGCUUUCUGGCCGAGACAACACAGUCACUACUCGUGUCUACAGCUGGAGCAGAAGAUGAUACUGUCGUGAUAUUUAAGGCCGUCGUGUCGUUCUGUCGAUCAGAGAGUGCUAUUAGGAAACGCAGCACUGCUCGGCAGGUCACGCGGAUUGCGUAG
Recurvomyces mirabilis is the source of this 1077-nucleotide messenger RNA. RefSeq lists its product as uncharacterized. The record is from RefSeq and is a predicted model, not a curated record. Gene Ontology annotation, molecular function: protein binding. The transcript has a single exon. Lineage: Eukaryota; Fungi; Ascomycota; Dothideomycetes; Mycosphaerellales; Teratosphaeriaceae. The coding region runs from base 1 to 1077 and encodes 358 amino acids.